AUGGGCGAUGAGGAGGGGAUCAUUCACCCCUCAGUUGGACACUGUGUGGCUAUGAAUCCACCCUCAGACCACAGAAAAGACACCCUUCAGGGACUUCAUCUGAAGCAGUCGCCACUCAAGGACCCGCCAUCACCCCCAGUUCCACAAGAGAGGUGGCUCCCAGAACAGCAUAAGCAGAAACAGAGCCUCAGAUCUUGCACUGGCAGCACACGGGGACACAGCAGCUGGACUGGGAGCAGCGGGGCUUGCAGCAGCUGGACUGGCAGCAGGAUGACCCACAGCCUGAGGAUGAGCAACAGGGCUUGCAGCAGCUGGACUGGCAGCAGGAUGACCCAGAGCCUGAGGAUGAGCAGCAGGGCUUAUAGCAGCUGGACUGGCAGCAGGAGGACCCACAGCCUGAAGAGCAACAGCAGGGCUUGCAGCAACCACACUGGGAGCAGCCACAAGAACCACAGCCUCCCUUGGAGCCCCCACAGGAGCCACAGCCCCCCUUGGAGCCCCCACAAGAGCCAUAGCUGGAGCAGGAACAGGCUGGCACACAGCAGCACACAGGCUUGCAGCAGCAGACGGGCACGCAGCAGCUGGAGCCACACCCCCCACAGCCGGAGCCACAGCCCCCACAGCCGGAGCCACAGCCCCCACAGCUGGAGCCACAGCCCCCACACCCGGAGCCACAGCCCCCACAGCUGGAGCCACAGCCCCCACAGCUGGAGCCACAGCCUCCGGAGCAGCCACAGCAGCCCAUGGUUCUGGUGGAUUGAGGGUGGAGCAGGUAGAGGAGCAGGUGAGAGGGCGGUGCAGGUGUGGAGCCCCCUGAGCCUGGGCUCUUUAUAUCCCUGCCCAGGGAUCCUAGACACAAUCACGUUUGCCAAGGCCCCUUACAUCCACAGGACCCAGGAGCCUGGAUUUGGAGGCCAGGAGGGCAUCGGUCAGCCAAGCACAAGACGCCCUGGAGUCACCCUUGGUGCCCGUCCCUCUAUGACAAGUGGCCAAGGCAGCCACAGAUGCAGAACCGCCCACCGUAGCUGCGCUCCAGGGAAGCUUAAGGGACCAAAGCAGGGGGAGCUGGACCCGGCCCGUGGGCUGUAG
This is a messenger RNA of Symphalangus syndactylus (siamang), 1089 nucleotides long. RefSeq names its product CLK4-associating serine/arginine rich protein-like. Lineage: Eukaryota; Metazoa; Chordata; Mammalia; Primates; Hylobatidae. The record is from RefSeq and is a predicted model, not a curated record.